This is a messenger RNA of Corylus avellana, 735 nucleotides long. NCBI's taxonomy places the organism in Eukaryota, Viridiplantae, Streptophyta, Magnoliopsida, Fagales, Betulaceae. The record is from RefSeq and is a predicted model, not a curated record.
CAUAUCCACCACGGGAAAUUCAAGGAAAACAUAAUGAAUCCGCUCGGAGCUUUGGUGGACUGUUAGAUGUACUUUAUUAAGUCAAUCCAUCUUCAUGGUUUAAUCUCUCUGAAACCCCGAGCUCCUAGAGUUCCACCGCCAUGUGUGACUGCCUUUCCUCAACCCCAUUACGCAUUUCGGUCACCAAAUAUCAGAAAUUCGGGCUCACUAAAUUCAAUUGGAGGCCGCAGAACGAACCGAGUCCAUACAUCCACAUUCGAAACUUCCCAAGGCUAACGAAAUCCCACUGUAGAAACCCCAAUGAGGUGUUUGGGCCAAAGGAGUUACAGGUCUUACAGCGAAUUGGGUUUCAAGGAGAAAGGAGAAAAUAGCUCCGACGGGGAUGAAACGGCGUCUUCAGGUUUGAAUAUCCUUGAAUUGAAAGGUUCUUUGACGGAUGGGAAGAAUAGUACAAGGGGCGAGGAAAGUGUAGAACAGAGUGAAUUGUUGAAGUUUGAAAGAUGGGCCGAGAAAAGGGAGACAAAUGAUGCGGAGGUCAAAUAUAGUGGCAAAGCAAGUGAUCAGAAUUCGAAGCGCUUUAAGCUUGGGCUUCGUCUCGGAGCUUUGGGUGGACACCACAUCUUGGGUGGUUUUGUUUGUGCAAGUGAGGCCAAGUUUGCUUUCCGGAGAAUCAGAAAGUUUUCUUCUUGUGGACGUAAACCAGGAACAGAUAUUCGUUGGCGAAAGAAAGCGUAA